UGUCUAAUAAAAGUUAAACAUGUUUAGUAUUUUGGUAAAAUCAUAAAAAGUUUUGAAAAAGACAUUCUUGAGAUGUCUAUUUACUGAAUAAUUAGACAAUUUGUUUAAAAUGAGUUGUGGAUGGCUAAAUCACUAACGUUAUAUUUUUCAUUUUUUCUGUUUUGAAAAGAAAGAAGUGAUAAAUUCCGAGUCGAUUUGCGAUUUGCGAUUGAUUUGUAGGUCCCCAUAUCGGUGUCAUGGCUACGAACUGUCAUUAAUGUGAUGAUACACUGUUCUUAAACCUGUAAAUAACAUCUUUCGAGAUUUUUAAAUAAACUGGUCUCCCCACCGACGACGUUUCGCAGUAAUCGCAGUAGGAAGGAAAGUGAUCGGCGAAUAUUACGGUCUGCUGAGGAUUGCGUCACAAAAUCACGGCAUAUUUUUAUUAAUUCUACUCCAAAAUGAAGAUUAUUCAACGUCUUUUCAAAGACAUGCAAUUGCAUCGAUUACUUCUGGAUCUGUCUCUUUUGUCGGCGAAAAUAAGUCUAGCGAUGAUAAUUGCAACUUUCAGAAUGAUUGUACCGUGUUCCAUGAAACGUUUACUAGGAGAAACCGUUCUCAUUACUGGAGCUGGCCAUGGAAUCGGCCGUGAAUUAGCCAUCCAGCUGUCUUCCAUGGGUUGCAUAAUUGUUUGUUGGGACGAUGAUAUUGAUAGCAAUCGUUCGACAAUGAGAGAAGUGUCGAAAAAUGGCGGAGAGGUUUACGGUUUUGUGGUCGACGUCUCAAAGAGAUUGGAAGUGCGCGAAACAGUGAGGUUGAUGAGAAAAGUAGGUGUACCGGAUGUAACGAUACUCAUUAAUAAUGCGGCUGUAUUAUACCAUAAACCGUAUCUGAGCCUUGAUCCAGACGACGUGGAAAGGACCUUCAACGUUAACGUACUUUCAAACUUCUGGACGAUAGAAGCAUUUUUGCCUACGAUGUUGAUGAAAGGGAGCGGUCACAUAGUAGCGAUAAGCAGUAUGUGUGGCAUUUACGGGGUGUCUCAAAAGGUAGCAUACUGCUCGUCAAAGUUCGCCGUGAGAGGACUUAUGGAGGCCCUUCACGAGGAAGUACGAUUAGAUGAGAGAAAACCUAAUAUCCACUUCACGACGAUAUAUCCGUUUUACGUUGAUACAGGAUUGGCGAAGGAUCCUAAAUACAGAUUUCCUUACAUCUUCGGUGUCGUGACACCAGAGUACGCAGCUCGAGAGAUAAUUAAAGCAAUCAGAAAAAACUAUACGGAAUAUUCAAUACCGCGAUGUCUUUUUUCUUUGAAUGCGAUAAACAGGAUUGUUCCAGAGAGCGUAAUGCGUUUGACAUUAGAUUUUUUAGCAGACGUCGAUCGAAAACAGAAAGAAAAAGAUGUGAUGAAUUCAAAAUUAGAUUUGAUAAAAGCUUAGGAACUUUACAAUAAAGCUUAUAUUUAUUUAUUUUUUUCAUUAGACAUAUGAUUUUUAAAUAAUGUAUGAAAAUUGUAUAUAACAAUUUGCCAUUAAUUUAAUAAAUAUUUCUA
Solenopsis invicta (red fire ant) is the source of this 1531-nucleotide messenger RNA. RefSeq names its product short-chain dehydrogenase/reductase family 16C member 6 (gene firl). NCBI's taxonomy places the organism in Eukaryota, Metazoa, Arthropoda, Insecta, Hymenoptera, Formicidae. Gene Ontology annotation, molecular function: oxidoreductase activity, acting on the CH-OH group of donors, NAD or NADP as acceptor. The coding region runs from base 441 to 1418 and encodes 325 amino acids. Gene Ontology annotation, cellular component: lipid droplet. The record is from RefSeq and is a predicted model, not a curated record. The transcript is spliced from 8 exons.